Danio rerio (zebrafish) is the source of this 1315-nucleotide messenger RNA. It is a transcript of the gene jac10, whose product is annotated as jacalin 10. Gene Ontology annotation, molecular function: carbohydrate binding. The record is from RefSeq and is marked provisional. Lineage: Eukaryota; Metazoa; Chordata; Actinopteri; Cypriniformes; Danionidae.
AAUUGUCCAGCUUUUUGACGAGCUGCUCUUGAAAAGAAGCUGAUCAGACUACAGUCAUUCAUACCUAAUUACUUCAGAGAUGACCUACCCAACAAACCUAGAGAUAAUAGGUAGUCAAUCAGGUGCUCCAUUUUCAUUUACUGGUGAAAAAAGUGGUGCCAGUUUAAAGAAGAUCUGGGUUUGGGUUGGAGGAUGGCAGAUCAGGGCUGUCAGGGCUUGGCUUUCAGAUGGUAGAAAUGAAACAUUUGGUGUAGCAUCUGGACCACAUCAAGAGUAUGUGUUUACCCCUGGAGAGUGUUUCACCUCACUGUCCCUCUGGGGGAACGGAGCAGGAACACGUCUCGGAGCCAUCAAAUUCAAGACCAACAAGGGUGGAGAGUUCUUUGUAAAGAUGUCAAGUUGGAGUUUAAAAGAAGAAUGUCCCAUUGAUAUCGGCUCUGGUUAUUGUCUUGGCAUUAAGGGAAGAUCAGGUACAGACAUCGACUGCAUGGGGUUCGUGUUUCUCAAUGCAGUUCAGUCAACAGUUCUCACCAAUGUUAACUAUCCCACCAUCAACCAGCUGAUCCCAAAAGUGGCCACAGAGGAGAUCAAGUCAGUCAGUUUUGAGAACAAAACAUCUGUUCAGCAAGAGCAAAAAGUUGAAACCUCAAAGAAAGUGAUCAAAACAUCUUCUUGGUCUAUGACUAAGAGCUUUUCGUCAACAUCAGUGUGGAGGUGAGUGCUGGGAUUCCAGAAAUUGCUGAAGCUUCUACCGGAUUCAGUGUCAGCUUUGGAGUUGAAAAUACCUAUAGUCUUGAGCAAACAGAUGAGAAAAACGAAAAUCUGACCACCACUGUUGAAGUCCCACCAAAGAAGAAGGUGGAUGUUCACAUCAGCAUUGGCAGAGCCAGUUUUGACCUGCCAUACACUGGCACAGUGAAGAUCACUUGCAAGAAUGGCAGUGAGUUACAGUACAAAACCAAGGGCCAAUACAAAGGAGUCACAUACACUGAUAUCAAAGUGAAUACAGUUGAAAAAGCUCUGUAAUGUCAAGAUGGAUUGUUCCUGGCUGGCUUCUGAGUUUCCCAGCAAUGAUUCAGCUCAUUUACCUAUGAUUAGGUUUUGUCUGUGCUCUCAUUCCUCUUUGCUUAAUAAUUUAGAAAAGAGGAAAUAUACUCAACAUUGUCUUUUUCAAAUAAACUUUUCAGUUUGAAAAUGGACAUAUAGCUUCAUAGUUUCUGUAACUUUGUAAUCAGUACCAGAUUAUGUGGUUUACUUUAUAUAAGGAAAUGUAAAUGUUCAAUGAAAAAUUAAUAACAAUAAUAAAAUAAUUGAG